AUGACAACGAAAAUUCUCAACCCGCUUACUUUGAUUUUAAUAUUUAUCGGCAAUCUUCUCAAGUCCCUUAUCCUUUUGUAUGAAAAAUUUGGCGACUUCCUAUCCGAAGACGAACCAUAUUUUGAAUUCAUUGUGGUAGAUGACUAUGAAGAAGGCGAGAUUAUCGUGACUUCAAACGACAAAGAAAGUGAUUUUAUUUUAGAUGAAAAGAUGGAAGAAGAAUUCUUCUUACCAUUUAACGACUACAGCGACGAUGAACACUACGCAGAAAAAGAUGAAAAAACAGCGCAAGAAACAGAAAAU
Messenger RNA from Acaulospora morrowiae, 303 nucleotides. The record is from the annotation of a GenBank genome assembly. NCBI's taxonomy places the organism in Eukaryota, Fungi, Glomeromycota, Glomeromycetes, Diversisporales, Acaulosporaceae.